CUCGGAGCACGGCGCAGCCAUGCCCAAGUCCAAGCGGGACCGCAAAGUGUCCCUGACGCGGACGCCCCGCAAGGGGCUGGAGGCCAAGCAGGCGCUGAUCGCCGAGCUGCGGCGCUGCGUGGACACCUACAAGUACAUCUUCGUCUUCUCGGUGGCCAACAUGAGGAACAACAAGCUGAAGGACGUGCGGAACGCCUGGAAGCACAGCAGGAUCUUCUUCGGGAAGAACAAGGUGAUGAUGGUGGCGCUGGGCCGGGAGCCGAGCAGCGAGUACAAGGAGAACCUGCACAAGGUCAGCAAACACCUGAGAGGGGAGGUCGGGCUCCUCUUCACCAACCGCACCAGGGACGAGGUGGAUGAGUGGUUCUCCAGGUUCCGGGAGCUGGACUUUGCCCGUGCUGGGAACAAGGCGCCCUACGGGGUCAGCCUGGACACGGGGCCCCUGGAGCAGUUCCCCCACUCCAUGGAGCCGCAGCUGCGCCAGCUGGGGCUGCCCACGGCGCUCAAGAAAGGAGUGGUGACGCUGCUUUCGGAUUAUGAAGUGUGCAAGGAAGGGGAUGUUCUCACCCCAGAACAGGCCCGUGUGCUGAAACUCUUUGGCUACGAGAUGGCAGAAUUUAAAGUCACCAUGAAGUUUCUGUGGAAUUCUGAGACAGGAGACUUCCAGAAGCUCGUGGGAGACACAGCAGAGGAGGAGGAGGAAGAGGAGGAUGAUGAUGAUGAUGGCAGCAAUGAGGACUAACAGCUUGGACACCAGACAGUUCUAUUUUAGGGACAAAAAGAGAAGGAUAUUUCCCUUCCUUGGGUGCACCUGCGCUGGGAUGAUCUUUAUAGAAAAUGACCUAACUAUGCUUUUUUUAUAUUUAUAUAAAUAUCUAUGUGAAACCAGA
Messenger RNA from Passer montanus (Eurasian tree sparrow), 890 nucleotides. RefSeq names its product MRT4 homolog, ribosome maturation factor (gene MRTO4). NCBI's taxonomy places the organism in Eukaryota, Metazoa, Chordata, Aves, Passeriformes, Passeridae. Bases 20 to 742 code for a protein of 240 amino acids. Gene Ontology annotation, molecular function: RNA binding. The record is from RefSeq and is a predicted model, not a curated record. The transcript is spliced from 8 exons. Gene Ontology annotation, biological process: nuclear-transcribed mRNA catabolic process; rRNA processing; ribosomal large subunit biogenesis. Gene Ontology annotation, cellular component: nucleolus; preribosome, large subunit precursor.